Messenger RNA from Leptopilina boulardi, 1235 nucleotides. RefSeq lists its product as uncharacterized. The record is from RefSeq and is a predicted model, not a curated record. Lineage: Eukaryota; Metazoa; Arthropoda; Insecta; Hymenoptera; Figitidae. The transcript has 5 exons. Bases 235 to 1080 code for a protein of 281 amino acids.
UUAGUUCAUGAUUUCAUUAAUAAGAAUGAACACUUUCUAUAUCAAGUGCUCAUUGUAAAAUUUUAUAAAUAAUCAUAAUAGCAAAAAAUAAUACUGAAUAUUAAUAAUAAUAAUAAUAAAAAUCUUAAAAAAGCAAUAAUGAAAUAAAUUGAAUAUGUGGAAAACGUACUAAUUUUAAACUUAUAUAAAAAAUUAUUGGCAUUUUGUUAGUAAAAGAAAAUUUCCCUAAACUUGAUGAUGAAAAAAAGGAAGAGAGUUAUUUUUAUUCAAGUUUCAGCUGGUCUGUCCAUUUUAGCCCUAGUUGUUGUUUGCUUAUCCCUGGGGACAAAUGAGUGGAUCACUGGAUCGGCUUCUGUCAGCAAUGCUUCAUUAGAUAUUCAAGACUCGGAAAUCAAUCAUGGAUUAUUUACAGGCACCCUUAUAAGAAAGACAGUUUCCACUCCAAUAUUCUACGAUAUUUACAUUUCAUGUAUUUGGGGAUCAAAUGCGUGUGCUUGGAGCUGUAGAUCAGAUUCAAAAUCCAGAGAAGAAGAAGUGGAAUCACUUUUUAAUGGGGAGAACCCGGAAUUUUCAUGUUUGUCAUCAGCAAAAAAUUUGAUGAGUUCCGUUUCUAAAAGAAAUCAUGAAAGUGAUACGAGAAAUUCUAAUGUUUUUGUAAAUGCGGGUGCUUGGCUUAGUACAACUAUUCUAAUGAUUCUACAGCUAGUUGUCGUGACAGGAAUGUGUGCUCUUUCAAUUUUAAAUUGUUUUAAAAGUCCAGCAGAGACACUUUUCAAUAUUUAUGGUAUUUACCUGGUAGCUUGCAUCGCUAUUGGGCUCAAUUUAACCAGCCUAAUAAUUUAUGGUUGUCAUUAUAGCUUCGUAACGUGGUACAACAUUGCUGUUCGCGAUACUAUCACUGGAGAAUACACUUCUAGUGCCUAUUUAGGAUACUCGUAUUGGAUUCUACUGCUUCCGUUGUUCCUGUAUGGAAUAUGCAUUGGAUUACUUUUAUGGCGUGAGAGAAUUGUGAACCGUGAACCCUUAGGAACGAAGAUCAAUAUCGAAAAUGCGGCUGAUUCAACUCUAGUCCUUUUUUAAUUAACAAUUACUUCAAGAUUUCUUCUUUCAAUUCUUCAAUAGUAAAUUCACUCAAUGAAUUAUUGUUCAAUUAAUUAUAUUUGCAGAAAAUCAAUUGCAAUUGAUGUGACUAUUUCUUUUUCAUCUGAAAAAAUAAAUUAUUUAAUUUCUAAAAA